Hibiscus syriacus is the source of this 1919-nucleotide messenger RNA. Its product is annotated as probable WRKY transcription factor 14. Gene Ontology annotation, molecular function: DNA-binding transcription factor activity; transcription cis-regulatory region binding. Gene Ontology annotation, cellular component: nucleus. Bases 133 to 1464 code for a protein of 443 amino acids. The record is from RefSeq and is a predicted model, not a curated record. Gene Ontology annotation, biological process: regulation of DNA-templated transcription. The transcript is spliced from 3 exons. NCBI's taxonomy places the organism in Eukaryota, Viridiplantae, Streptophyta, Magnoliopsida, Malvales, Malvaceae.
UGCAAAUUGAAGCUCAGAGCAGUGUGGGAAUGGAGACACUGUAGAUGUAGGUUCUCUCUCUCUCUCUCUCUCUCUCUCUUUUCUUUUUAUAAGAGAAAACCCGCUGUUUGCUUCUUACAUGUUUCUUUACAAAUGGAGAACUACCGAGGCAAAGGUGAUUUAAACGACAUAGUUCGGGCAAGUGGUGGUGGUCCAUUGAGCUGUGUCAUUAGUCAAGGCUCGGAUACGGUUCCAACUUCAAGCUGGCAGCAAUUCCCCUCUGAUCCAUUGAAUUUCUCAUCUUCAGCCAUGGAAGGUUAUGGUUUAAACGCUUUCGGUGACCCUUUCUCGAGUAUCUCCGAUCCACUUCUUCACGAGCUCGAUGUGGCUGCUGGUUCGACAUAUUUUAGCAGCCCUAGUUCAGCCGAUCAUCGUCGUAUCAUCAAUAACAGCUCCACCACCGUUGAUGAUGCGACGAACUUCCCCGAUUCAACAACAACCGUGGGUCAAAGUAAGCUGUUUGAAGAAGAUAUGCGGAGUCCUUGUAACAUAUUUUCUCGGAUUCAGAUCUUCCCGGUAAGCUCAAGUAAUCUACCUUUGUCGCCCUGUGAUUCGCCGAUAAUGACUGCAACGGGUGUUUCCCUAAGAGGAAUUAAGGCGCCUGCUGUGCUUCCAAGCGACAUGAUUAACGCCAAAACCACCUCAAAACAUAGAUUGAUCGAUAAUAUUGGCCCAGUGCAGAUCUCAUCUCCGCGGAAUCUGGGUAUCAAGAGGAGGUUCGGAAAGACCCAGGUUAAGAAGGUGGUUUGUAUUCCAGCACCAGCAGCUGCAAACAGCAGGUCUAGUGGAGAAGUAGUUCCUUCUGAUCUGUGGGCAUGGAGAAAAUAUGGGCAGAAACCCAUCAAAGGUUCCCCUUAUCCAAGGGGAUACUACAGAUGCAGCAGUUCCAAAGGCUGCUCUGCAAGGAAGCAAGUGGAGCGAAGCCGAAAUGAUCCCAACAUGCUUGUGAUCACCUACACAUCCGAGCACAAUCAUCCAUGGCCGACUCAAAGGAAUGCUCUCGCGGGAUCAACAAGGUCUCAGCCAUCCAAAACCAAUAAUGCUUCUUCCGCCCCCAAGAUAAUAAACCCCAAGGAUGAAGAGCUUAAAGAGAGCAGCAACGAUUCAUUGUCUCCCACUAAUGUAGCUGCUGUUGUCAGCUCAACCGCAAGUGCAUCGGCUAAAGAAGAGAGCGAGGACAUGGAGAAGAAGCUGGAAAUGGAGGAUGGUGAAUUUGCCCAAGGAAUCCCUCAAAACUACACACCGGCAUUAAUGGCAGACUCCCAGCAAGCCGAGGAUUUCUUUGCUGAAUUGGAUGAGAUAGAGACAGACCCUCUUAACCAAUUGUUUCCACAUGGAUUCAGUCAGGAUGAGCAGAAAGAAAAGAAAACAACGGAUCCUUUUGGCCUGUUUGGUUGUCCAGGGAACAACGGUGCUUCUUUCUAAUUAAAAGAAAAGCCAUAAACCUUGAAUUUGAAGUUUAAUUCGGAUUCAAGGUCAUGCUAUGAACCCUUAUGACCAUGUUGGGGUUAUAUUUUUGUUGCUAUUCACCAGAAUAGUACGGGAGAUUAGGGGGAACGGGAUGAGUGGAGUCCCACAUUCCUUUUGGAUGGGACAGAAAGCUGAGGAACAGAAGGUUUAAAUAGUGCAAACAAAUUCGUGCCAUCAGACAUGACUGGAAAACUCAGGCAGCAGAUUGAUUUAGGAUGGACUUGCCCUUCCUUCCUUCAUUUUUUUCUUUUCUUUUUAGUGGAAAUUUAUUAAGGGAGAGAGGGGGAGAAACCCAUGAUUAAAAUGCUUUGAUGGUGAGUAAAUAGGUGGUAAAAAAAUCGUUUGAAAAGCUUGACUUCUUUGUCAAAUCUUAUUAUCUAGGGAUAUGUGCAAAUGAGUGAUGAUGAUUU